UGUAGGGUAAAUAACAGCUGUGACAGACAUCGUCAGGAUGAGAGUGAUGUGAGGAGCGCAACUGCGGAAUACAAUUCGUAUUGUUCAUACACUUAGUCAAUGAGAAAAAUUUUCCUUCCGAUGAUUAGCGACAUAGUCGUCAAUUUUUGGCUUUCAGUUUCUCUACUACUUUGAAUCACAAGCGGGAAAUUAAAUAACGAGCAGCUGCUGUACUGCUAUUUGAAGUAUUGGCAUGUAUUUUGUAACAAUGUAUGUUGGAGUAUAUUUAGUGCCCAUGGCAAGUGUUACUCAAAGCUUCAUGGUUACAAGAUGCAAAGUAAACAUAUUGUAACAUGGGUUAAAAGGUGUCUGUACCAAUGCGAUCCUCAGUAAGUGUUAUUUUAUCAGAUCCAGCACCAGAUGCAAAUAUGUCUCAUCCUGACUAUGAACAGACAGCUCAUGAUCAUGCUGCAGUACUUGUACUUGUUAAACAGAUAGGAAGCCAGAUUAAGCAGAAAAAUUUUAAUCGAAUCUUCGAUCGAAUUGCACGUGUGAACCAUAUAAAAGUAGUAGACUCAAAUGGAGUGUCCCGUGAAGUUAUCUCCCGUUAUGUAAAAGACUAUCCUGUAGAAAAUAAUGAUUGGGGAGAUUACCAGACACAUCGCCGUGUUCUUGGCCUAAUUUCUGUCGGCAAAUAUGAUGGUCAACAAGAAUUGAAUGAACUGUGUAGAGUACAUGAAUCUUUGAAAGUAAAGUAUUCAUCUACGCUGUUUGAUUCACGCAGUGUACUACUUGGCCUACCUGCUUGUAAUAGCUAUGCAAUUGAUGCAUCUGGCAGUACUGGAGAUGAAAAUAUCCUUCGUACUCCUUCUAACUUCAAGACAAGAGCCCUUUUUUAUCGCGAUAGUGAAUCUUGUGAAGGUAUUGAGACUCAGGUCUCAGAGUUUCUGUCAUCACUCUUUUGGGUAUUGGAAUCCAAGCGUCUGGAGCGAAGUCGUGAAAAAAUUGAUCGGGUGUCUCUUCUGUUGGCUCCCUUUGAAAAAAAAGAUUUUGUAGGCUUGGACCUAGAAUCACGAAGUAGCCGUAAGCGAUGUGUUGGCAGGAUGACAAAGCACCUUGGAGACUUGUCACUUCAAGCAGGAAUGCUAGGAGAUGCUCUUAGCUACUACAGUUCUGCUGCUGACAUUUUGCGCUCAGUAAAUGAUUGGUUAUGGCUGGCUGGAGCUUUUGAAGGCUUGUGUGCUGCAUCCGUGGUUGUACUAUAUCCUGAUUUAUCACGAAGUGUUCCAUUACAACGAAAUGCAUCACUACAAGAGGGCAGCCCUGGCAAACAAAGAUCGAAUUCUUUGUAUAGUAAUUCAUUGCCCAAUGGUAUUACACCACCUGAAAUGCAACAAGAUAUUCAGAAUGUGCUACCACAAGAGGAAAUUCCAAAGCGUUACAGAGAGGCUAUCAUUCAUUACAGCAAGUAUCAAAACGCUGGCGUUAUUGAAACUGAAGCAUGCUUUAAAGCAGCUAGAGUAGCUGUUGAACAAGGAUAUACAUUGCAAGCUGCAUCAUUUCUCCAAAAUGUCAUUUUUAUUAACUUACCAUUAAAUGAGCAAGAAAAGAUUCAGAGAUUCACAAAUUUAUCAGAGUUGUACACACAGAUAGGAUUCCACAGGAAAGCGGCUUUCUGCAAGAGGUUAGCUGCAACGAGAUACGUAUCUGCUCAGAAUCCUCAACCAAAUUGGUCUCAGUGCUAUCAUUUAAUGUUGCAAGCGUUAUCUGGCCACAAACUUAGUCUGGAUCCUACUGAUUUCCCUAAAGAUGGCAGUGUGCACGGAUGGCCAGUUCUCCAAGUUCAACUUGUGCAGGAACUGGUUGUAGCUGCCCGACGUAUGGGCCAUUCAGCGUUAGCAACAAGACACACUACAUUCCUCCUCCAAGCUCUUUGGGGUGCAUUGUCUCAAGCAGAACGUAAGGACCUCGCUAUGCAGUUACAAGCAUUGGCAGCACAGUGUGAAGGAGCACCAGUACCACUUGUUCUUGACUCUGGGACUGUAGUACCACCAGCGAAUCUUACUCAUCUACCACAGUUGAAGUGUUUCACUCUUCAAAAUUUAGUACCACAUCUUCGACCACAGAAAAUAGAAAAACUGAAAGAGGAUUCAGGCCCAUUUCUGUUUACACCAAUUCACUUUGGUUCCCUAGACAGGAAAAGUACAUCAUCAAGUUCUAAAAUGGAUUACCUUUGGGUCGUUGGAGACACAUGUGAAGUUCAUAUGGAAUUUUACAAUUUGCUGCCGAUGGAGUUGAUGGUUUCAAACAUGCGCCUCCUAACUAAUGGAGCUGUGUUUGAGAGCAUACCGUCAUCUCUUUGUCUUCCACCAGAAUCCGGGCCACAUCCCAUAUCUCUAUCUGGCAUUCCAAAAGAACAUGGCGAACUAGAAAUACUAGGUUAUUCUACUCACACAUUAGGUGUGAAAUCAAACUGCAGGUUGCGUCAUAUAGCAGGAUUCCCUCAGACACAUUUUUCGGUAGACAUAAUUCCAGCUUUACCUCAAAUGCAGGUUUCAACAUCACUACCAAAAAGUACAACAUUCAGCUCAUUAGGAGCAGCAGCACAUGUUGUUACAAGUGCUAGUAUCACACUGUAUGCUGGUGAAACUGCGGAGUGCAGUGUGUCCAUCAGCAAUGUUGGAGAGCAGCCUAUUGAAAUGCUGGAAGUGUCUGUGCAGUCUACAUUGGAGCCAAGUGUCCAGCAAAAAGUUUUCCAAUGGAGCCAAGAAAACCUUCAAGCCCAGCUUCCAUUGCAACCUGGGGCUACUGCCAGCUUCACUGUCUACCUUUAUUGUGUAGCAGAUUUUCUUUCUCCUGGAUUUUUUAAUGAAAAUGAGAUGAACAGUCUGAUGACCGGAAGCCAACCAGUAAGCUCAGUGUCAGAUCCUAGCUCUCUCCCAUCUCGACUGAGUUCACCAUCAUUAAGCAAAGACCAGUACCUUCCCAGGAGAGCAGAAAUAAUGUCAUCUUUCAGGUCAGCUGCAAGCAGCAAUUCUGGCAGUAGUGCGAGCUCAUCCAGGUUCAACACUCUUAAGAUGUCCUCCCCAACCACUCCUAAGGUUCUUGAAGGUCAGCUAAAGUUGCGCUAUUCUGGGGGUCCUGGGCUGACAGAUGGAUAUUGCCGUAUGUGUGCUGUAGCUAUCACUAUAGAAAUGCUGCCAUCCAUCUACAUCACUAACUGGGAUGUGCUUCCUGCAGAAACGAGUGCACAGUUUUAUUUAGUUCUUGACGUGGCGAACAGCACAGGAUAUGAAAUGGAGUUGCAGUAUACGUCUUCAAAAUGUAUACUCAUAGAAGCUAGUGAAUCUUGUAGGAUACCCGUACCUGUCAACCGUUGCCCUCUUUCAAAACUUGCUAAGCUGUAUCAGAUAGAGAAACUAACUGCAGAAGAACAACAGGAGCUCGACGCAGUGUGUAAUGAUCACAUUGCUUCUUUUGUGGACUUGCGAUGGCGGAUGCCAGCUUCAGACACGAAGGGUCGUAUCUCUCUGAGUGGUAUAACCCUCACCCCUGAAAUGCUUGACCUUGUUCGCAUGUCACCACUGCAGUGGGAAAUAACUAUAAAUCAACAGCCAGUGAAGUCCCAAGAGGAAGUGAGUUGUCAUACAGGACAGUGCCUGCGAUUAGGAAUCACUGUCUUCAACUAUUUGGAAAGACCACUUUGGCAAGUUGUGAUGACAGUACAGUUCUAUCAAGAUCAUCAAAAUGGUGUCAAUAAUUAUCGACUAGAGACAAGGCUGGCUUGUGCUGGCUCAACGAAGGUUCUGCUACCAGAGCUGGUAGAACAAGGUAAUGCAUACCACGAAUGCAGUGUCAUUUUCUUCACACCAGGUCAGUACAAAAUUGAUAUUCAAUGUCUAUCACAAGAUAAUGAUGAAAAUUUGCAAGACAAAAAUUUAGCCUUCAGUGACGUAGGACACACAUGGAAAUACAUACCACCUGUUACAAUUACAGUUGUUGAUGCAGAAUAAAUGGGUUUAUAAAUUCAUUCAAUUUUAAUGGUUUCAGCUGUUUCAGCUGAAAGGACAGCUACAAUAUUUACUCACUUAAGUUGAGCAGGUAGUACCCUUACAUUACUUUCUGGUGCUGUGACAAUAUAUAGGAAACUAAAAGUUCAGUUUAGUUACAUGUUGUAAAUACAUUAUUUGUGCCAUAAAUGUAUAAAGCAGAUAAUAAGAAACAAAACAGUACAUAUGUAAAUAAAAGCAGUUCUAGUUUAUUGUAAACUUAUUGUACAUUUGCGAUGAAGUUAGUUUACAGCUGUUAACAAAACUGUAUCAGAUGUGUAAACACUAUACUGAUGUCAGUGGUCAAAGUAAAUAAUUUUUAUAGA
Schistocerca cancellata (South American locust) is the source of this 4354-nucleotide messenger RNA. RefSeq names its product protein brunelleschi (gene brun). Lineage: Eukaryota; Metazoa; Arthropoda; Insecta; Orthoptera; Acrididae. The record is from RefSeq and is a predicted model, not a curated record. The transcript is spliced from 23 exons. The coding region runs from base 357 to 3992 and encodes 1211 amino acids. Gene Ontology annotation, cellular component: trans-Golgi network.